This is a messenger RNA of Stegodyphus dumicola, 1574 nucleotides long. RefSeq lists its product as uncharacterized. NCBI's taxonomy places the organism in Eukaryota, Metazoa, Arthropoda, Arachnida, Araneae, Eresidae. Gene Ontology annotation, molecular function: nucleoside triphosphate diphosphatase activity. The record is from RefSeq and is a predicted model, not a curated record.
CUUUCAGAAUGAAAAGCAAGAAAUGAAAUCUAAUGAAAUUAUUUGAGAUCAUAUUAACAGUUUUAAGGAUACUGUUGCGAAAUAUUUAGCUGACAUAUCCUAAAAUUGCCGCAAAUAUCAAGCUAACUGAAAGAUCGCCAGGACGCCCCAUCUUCGAAUUUCUAGGCAGCGACAAAUGAUUUUGAAUUUUUAAAUCGUGUUCGGCAACAAUAGCGAAGCCCGGUAAACUUACGAAUUACUGAAACAGUGAUAAAAAAUAUUUAAACGAGUAAUAGUGCAGUUACUAAUUAUUAUCGUUGAUUCUGCAGUUAGGAGAGAACAUAAUCAUGAUUCAGCCUUUUUUGUCUCAUCUGGCAUUUCACCGUAGCAUUGUUUUAGCAAGUAAAUCUCCUCGAAGAAAGAGAGUUCUAGAGGAACUUAAACUUGUCUUUGAAGCAGUUCCUUCACCAGUUCCACAGUAUUUCAACUUAGAAGACUUUUCCUCGCCUGGUGAUCUUGUGAUGCAAUCUGCUAAAGGAAAGGCUUUAACUGUUACUGAAUUUAUUAAUGCACACGAUUAUCAUGCAGAUUUAGUUAUUGGUGCUGAUACUGUUGUUAUAUUGGAAGGAGAAGUUUUUGACUUGCCUACAAAUAAAGCAGAUGGACGUCGAAUGAUAGAGAGACUGAAUGGGAAAACUCAUGAAGUUUUCUCUGGUGCUGCACUUGUUCUUCCUAGAUAUGAAAAUGGUGUUAAGAAUCAUCAAAUUGAGACAUUUUAUGAGACAGCAAAGGUAACUUUCGGAAGCCUUCCUCCUGAUGUAAUAGAGGCUUAUUUUGAAAAUCCAAAACCAUGGGCCAAUGUUGGUGGAUAUGCUAUAGAACGCCUAGGAGGCACCUUAAUUGAAAGUAUUGAAGGAAAUUAUUAUACUGUUGUUGGGUUUCCUGUGCAUAAAUUCUGUAAGGAAAUCUAUAGGAUGUGCUCUGAGGGCCUACUGUAAUUCCACAGAUAUUUACCCUAAGGUAAUGGACAAAUUCAUUCCAUAUGUAUAUCGGUAAUUAGUAAAAAAACAUUGAAUAAAUAGCUAAGCAACUUUUUGUGAUAUGCACUGAAGAAAAAAUGCUCGUCUUUUCUCAAAUCUGAUCUCAACAUUGAAAAUGUGUGCAGAAUUCAUCAGUUAGCAACUAUACAUUCCAGGGAUACUUUAUACGGAAGUUUGAGUUUUCUUGUGUGAAUCCAAAGUAUACGUUGAUGGAAAAUAUCAUGAAGAACAACUUCUGUAUCAUUAUAUGAUGAACAACAUCAUCAUUAUAUGAUGGUUCAGAAAACUUGCAAAGUGAUUUAUAUGAACUAGACUUCUGUAUUGAUUUAUUGCUGAUUGUAAAACUUAUCUAUAAAAAUUUUGGCAAACUUUUCAUUAUUAUUAUAUUUUGAGAAUCUACGUUUGUACAAAGUUACAUUUCCUACUCUAAGUUUCAUUUCUAGAAUUGAACUAAAAAUUUUUAUCUCUGUAAGUUUUAACUUUGACAUUUAUUUUUUAACUUUAUAAAUUUUAAUUUGUAUUGUUAUGUUUGAUAAGAAUAUUAAAUACUGUUGC